Molecule: messenger RNA, 1032 nt
Organism: Emiliania huxleyi CCMP1516
Lineage: Eukaryota; Haptophyta; Isochrysidales; Noelaerhabdaceae
Exons: 2
Coding region: 1-1032 (343 amino acids)
Source: RefSeq, a predicted model, not a curated record
AUGGGAGCUUGUGCGUCGUGCGCCCAGGCGAGCACCGACGACGUGCCACCGCCAGCGGAGGCCGACCCUGCCGCAGCGGAGGCCGCCCUGAACACGAAAGGACCGCCGCCUUCAGUGUUGUCGUACCCCAUCGGCACGCCAGGGCAGCCGUGGGGCGAGUCUGAGCGUAAGAGUUGGUACCAGAGGGCAUCGAGCACACAGCGGUCGUAUGAGGAGGAUGUCGUCUCCAGAGUGAUGGCCCUCGAAGACAGGUUUGAGGUCGUCCUUUACGGUAGGCUGUAUGAUCGCUAUUCGCUCUUCGCGGUCAGGAGCAAGCAGUGGGAUGCAAGCAAGCCCUGCUGCUUGGUCUCCGGCGGCGUUCAUGGCUACGAGACUAGUGGCGUCAAGGGCGCACUCCUCUUUCUGGAGACUCGAGCCCUCGACUACGCCGACACGUUCAACCUGCUCGUGCUGCCGUGCGUCAGUCCGUGGGGAUACGAGAACGUCCAGCGGUGGACGCCAAACGCGGUCGACCCCAACCGCGCGUGGGGCGCGCUCGCGGCGGUCUCGUGCGACGAGGCCAACGCGGCGUCGGCGCUCGUCGCAUCGCUGGGCGUCGAGAAGUGGAAGUGCCACAUCGACCUGCACGAGACGACCAACACCGACGCCACCGAGUUCACGCCCGCCCGAUGCGCGCGCGAUGGGACCGCGUUCGAGGAGGACGAAAUCCCCGACGGCUUCUAUCUCGUCUGCGACAGCGAGAGGCCUCAGGGCGGGUGGGCGGCCGCGGUCAUCGAUGCGGUCCGAAAGGAGACGCACAUCGCACCGGCCGACGCAAACGGCGAGAUAUGUGGCGAGUCAGUCAGCCAGGAGGGCGUAAUCCUGGUCCCGUUCAAGAAGGUUGCGGUAUGCGCGUGUAUCGCCGACGCCGAUUUCGCCACGACGACCGAGGUCUAUCCUGAUUCGGUCACAUCAACCGCCGAAGAGUGCAACCGCGCGCAGGUGGCGGCGGUCAGCGGUGGGCUCGACUACAUCCGGCGCAGCGCGCUCUGA